Messenger RNA from Astrephomene gubernaculifera, 2375 nucleotides. The record is from the annotation of a GenBank genome assembly. Lineage: Eukaryota; Viridiplantae; Chlorophyta; Chlorophyceae; Chlamydomonadales; Astrephomenaceae.
GUAUAAUUCUUAUUCCAUCGGAAACAGUUAACACUUUUGCUCGGGGCAUUGGUGCAAGCCCAGCAUGGCCCCUUCAGCAAAGUCCCGCAAGGGAAAGAAGGCUUGGAGGAAGAACAUUGAUGCGAGCGAGGUCGAGACCUUCCUCGAGGAGCAAACCUACCAGCAGCGGCGCGGCCCGGCUGCGGGCGAGCUGCAGGAUGAGCAGCUCUUCUUCGUGGAUAAGUCUGCCGACGUGGAUGGCGCCACUGCCGUGGCGGAGGGCAAGCGGCCCGCCAAGCGCCGGCGGGAGGAGAUCGCAGCUCGGCCGCUGCGCUCCCAACAGAUCCUAGCGGAGGCCCACAAGGCCAAACCCGUGGUGCUAGCACCGCCGCUGAAGAAGAAACCCGCCACCGCAGCAGCUGCUGCUGCUACUGCUGCAACGGGCGCAGUGGUGGUCCCAGCGGUAGCGGCCGGCGGCAGCAAGCGGAGCGGUGGAAAGAAAGGAAAAGCGGAGACGCAUCCUCUGGACUUGUGGGCUGAUGAGGAUCUGACUGCCGUACAACAAGAAGCCAGCAAGAAGCAACAGCCACAACAGCAACAACAACAGCAACCGCAACCGCAACAACAGGAGGAGGAGGUUGAGACGCACAAGAUGAAAAAGGCGCGCCGUGUGGCUGAGGAACGUGCCGCCGCCGCCGUGGUUCGUGCCAUGGGUCCCACUGCCAAGCCCCUUCUCCGUAACAAGUCGCCUCCGCCGUACGAGGUCCCGGCACCCCGCAUUCCCGCGGUUGCCGUGGACUUGCCGGGCUGCUCCUUCAACCCGGAUCACGAGCAGCAUCAGGACGCGCUUGCGGUGUUGGUGGCGGCGGAAAUGAAAAAGGAGCUGCGGAAGGAGUUGCUGCCGACGGCGCCGGAGGUGGAGGUGGACGUGGAGGAGGGCGAGGGCGGCCGGCCGUUGACGGAGCUGGAGCGGUUACAAGUGGAGGUGGCGGAGGAUAGCAGCGAGGAGGCGGAGGAGGAGGAGCAGGGGCGGAGGAGGGCGGGAGGGGAGGGAGAUGACCCCAAUGCGAUUGCGCUGGAGGAGGGAGAUGCAGGAGAGAGCGAGGGCGGCGAGGAGGAGGGAGGAGGAGGAGGUGAAGAUGCCAAGGGGAGGAGGAGGAGUGAGAAGAAGACCAAGAAGGAUCGCAAUCGGGAGGCUCGUCGCAAGGCUGCUGAGCAGGCAGCCGAGGAGCGGCGGCGGCUGCGGUCGCAGCGGCGGGAGCUGCAGUCGCUGCGUGAGGUGGAGGAGCAGCUGCGGGCGGAGAAGGAGGAGAAGGAGCUGCGGCGACAGCGUGUGGCGGCUCUGCGGCAGGAGCGGGCGGCGGUGGCGCCCCCGCGGCUGGGGAAACUCAGGUUCGAGCCGCCCGCGGUGCAGGUCCUCACCAGCGACGAGAAGUCUGGCAGCCUGCGUCAGGUGGUGCCCUGCGCCAUGCUGGCUGCGGACCGCUUCAAGAGCCUGCAGCAGCGGGGACUGCUGGAGCCGCGCAAGCCGCAGCCGUUCAAGGAGAAGAGGCGCAAGGUCACAUACGAGAAGGGAGCUCGUUCCGAGCGCGCCGAGGAGGCCUCCGCAGCGGUCCGCGACAUGACGCGCCUCAACAAGAAGGCCAGGAAGCAGGUGAAGGCGGCGGAGGCGGCGGCGGCAGCGGGAGGGGACGACUGGAUGUGAGGCUGUGUGAAGGGCAGCGGCGGAGGCGGAGGUGGCGGCGGGGGGAAUGGGAGUUGGGAGGUGGGAUUGCGGCGGCUAGAUAGCUUGUUUUACUCGGUAACGAAGCAAAGGUUGCUUGUAGGGAGGUGGGGUGAUAUGCGACUCAGAGCAAGGAAGCAGAGGCUUCAGCGUAUUCUGACCAAGCUUUUGCCUGCAGCGUGUCGUUUACCGUAACGCAGCGCAUGUGCCUAUCAGCGCCGCCGAGUUGGCGGUGAGGGUGACGGACAGGCGGUGCGAUUUGCGUGGAAGUUGGCGAUGUUGGCAAUGUGGCAGCGGUGGCGCGCGCUACCUAUGAGACGGCAGCGAAGGGUCGUGGGGAGGGCACUCGCUGCUCAUUUGUUGCUGAGGUGGAUGUGGGUGUCAGACGGGGGAAGGUGAGGUGACGUGUGGGGGAUGUUUGAAUGGAAGGGUGUUCACCGGAAGGGAGGCGAAAGGGCUGGUGCGGUGCAAAGCUACAAACUACUGAUGCUACACAGGCGUGUCAUGUUGGAUUCUGGAUUUUGGAGUCGCAGGAUGUGGAAUGGGUAGAAGUGCCACGCGUAAAUGGGGAUGGCUAAGUGUGAACCGCAAUUUCGCCAAGCAGCAUCAUGCAGUGUGCAUGGUAGUCGACACCAUGUGUCGCAAUGUGAGAUGUUGUAAUACAGCAAUCGAU